Astyanax mexicanus (Mexican tetra) is the source of this 1287-nucleotide messenger RNA. Its product is annotated as repetitive organellar protein-like. The record is from RefSeq and is a predicted model, not a curated record. The transcript is spliced from 9 exons. The coding region runs from base 69 to 1208 and encodes 379 amino acids. Gene Ontology annotation, molecular function: protein binding. Lineage: Eukaryota; Metazoa; Chordata; Actinopteri; Characiformes; Acestrorhamphidae.
UGUCCACUAUAUAUAUAGUAUCUGAGUGUAGCAGUGAAACAGUAGAAGAAAGCGGGAGAGUUUUAAAGAUGAGUGCAGUUUAUCUGCUGCUGCUGCUGGUGCUGGGCUGCAGUUUGUUGGAGGGACAGUCAGUCAGGGUGAAUAGCAUCACUCUGAGGGGUUCUGAAGACAGAGGAGACAGAGAGAACGAGAUUCAGGCUGCUGAGAAUCCCACAACUGAAGCUACAACCACAACCUCCACCCAACAAAGCUGCCAGCAGGACAUCCACUCUGUACUGAGAGAGAUGAGCGCUGUGCUGGCAGAGCUGAAAGUUGAACAGAGACACACGACGACUGCAGUGAACAACUUAGAGAGCAGACUGAGAGCCAGUGAGAGUCAAGUGGAGGAGCUGAAGAAGAAGAGUGAAGAGAAGCUGAACGACUUGAAAACAUCUCUCAACCAUGAAGGAAUCAAGAAUCAAGAGAAGCUGAACGACUUGAAAACAUCACUCAACAAUGAAGUGGAGAUCUUAAAAAAGGAGAAUCAAGAGAAGCUGAACGACUUGAAAACAUCACUCAACAAUGAAGAAAUCAAGAAUCAAGAGAAGCUGAACGACUUGAAAACAUCACUCAACAAUGAAGUGGAGAUCUUAAAAAAGGAGAAUCAAGCUCAGGCAGUGAAUCACAGCACACUGGAGGUGAGAUUUGAGACUGAAGUGGAUGAACUGAAGACUAAAAGUGAUGAGUCACUGAAAGACUUGAAAAACUCCCUGAAGAUCACAGAGAACAAUGUGGAGAUCCUGAAAAAGGAGAACCAAGAGAGAAAAGUGGUGUUUUCAGCAUCACUUUCAGGAGGUGAAGCGGCUAAUCAUGGACCAUACAGCAUUGAUGUUACUCUGGUCUACAAACACGUCUUCAUCAACAUCGGAAACGCUUACAACCCAGUUACAGGUAUUUUCACUGCCCCUGCCAGAGGAGUCUAUGAAUUCAAAAUCUACGCUUUUGGACUUGGUGGAAGAACUGUAUCAGUGUCCUUACAGAAGAAUGGACAUCAUGUAACAGGAGCACAUGCUUAUCAACAACCAAAUGAGGCAAAUUCCUCUAAUGGAGUCUCACUGUUACUGGAAGUAGGAGAUGUUGUCUGUGUGAAGGUCAGAGCUAAUGAUUGGGUAUAUGACAGUUGGUUUCAUCACACCACCUUUAGUGGUCAAAUGCUGUUUCCUGUUUGAGCAGUUUAACUUUAAAUGUUCAGUGUAAAGAGACUCUGUGAUUUUCAGUAACUAACUUCAGAUUAUACAUUUUAAACUC